Molecule: messenger RNA, 1047 nt
Organism: Ctenopharyngodon idella (grass carp)
Lineage: Eukaryota; Metazoa; Chordata; Actinopteri; Cypriniformes; Xenocyprididae
Exons: 4
Coding region: 1-1047 (348 amino acids)
Biological process (GO): neutrophil migration
Cellular component (GO): cell surface; apical plasma membrane
Source: RefSeq, a predicted model, not a curated record
AUGCCAGAGAGCUGUGUUAGUGGAGGCAGCUGUAACACGGACAUCAGUCUGUCGCUCAAUGGUUCCCAUCCUCGGAUAGAGGAUGGAGUGGUGACCAGGGACAUCUGUGGGGCGAGUUUUUGGAAUGGCAGCGUUGAUCGAUUCUCACACAUCAGAGUCAAAGCUUGCCCAGGCGAUUACUAUGUCUAUGAACUUGUGAAGCCACAAUAUGGGUGUUCAGCAUACUGCACUGCUGCCAUCAACUCUGAUUAUGACCCAUGUUACAACUACAACAUUCUCGACAACUACUGGAGAAACACCCUCAAUUACUGGUAUAUGUAUGGAUAUAUAUCUGGACAUGAUGAUGCUCGUGUUGAAUGGGAUGGCUGGUAUCGAUUCUACAUUAAUGGAUCGAGUGCUCAGAUGCCUGAGUGGUGUUUCAGUUCAAUGUCAUGUGGAGGUUAUAGUUCUCUGUGGCUCGAUGGCUCUCAUCCUCAGCUAGAAGACGGAGUUGUUUCUCGUGACGUCUACGGCUCUGUUAAUGGCCAGUGCAGUUCCUACAGAUCUGACCCAAUCCAAGUCAAAGCUUGUUCUGGAAAUUACUAUGUCUACAAACUAAUAAGGCCAAAGCCAUCAAUCCCAGUGCCUGUGUACUGUGCAGUUACAUUCAGCACUCCAAAUACUGAUCCCUGCUACAACUACACCAGUCUGGAUGAGCCUUGGAGAGCCACGGACAAUUCUUACAUCAGUAAUAUGUGCGAUUAUAAUGUCAACUGGAAUGGCUGGUACAGGCUGUUCUACAACGGUCAGAGCGUCCAGAUGCCAGAGUCAUGUGUUAAUAGUGGCAUGUGUGGCACUUCUAACCCACUGUGGCUCAGCAGCCCUCACCCACAGCGAGAAGAUGGAGUGGUGACCCGGCAAGUGUGCAGUUCCACUUGGAGUGACUGCUGUGGUUACAGAUCUCAUCCCAUACAAGUCAAAGCCUGUCCAGGAAAUUAUUAUGUGUAUGAGUUUGUCAGGCCACUAUUGUGUGCAUCUUACUGUGCAGAGGAGUUAAGCGAAGUGUGA